AUGGUGCUGCCGAAGCCCAUUCCCGCUAUGGAGGACGACCCGAUCUCCGUGUCCCCCAACGCACUGAUCCUCUGCACGCUUUCCGCUCUCGCGGUGAAGCUGUUCGUUCCGACUGGCGACAUCGCUCUGGUUCUUGCCAUAGUUCUUCUUGUCAAGGUCUUGAGCUAUAUUUCGUGGACCAAGGACGUUGUCGCCAACGACAACAGCGAUGCUGGCCCCGUCGGCAUUGACGACGAACUUGACGCUGGCUCUGCCACCGGUCUUGUGACUGACGACGGCACCGGAUCGGCCUUCGACACCAGCGGCAACACCAUCACAGGCACCAUGUCUUCUACGGCGUCGCCCACCAUUGACCUCGCUUUGGCACUUGACAGCUUCGAGAGCGCCUUUGACACUUGCUUUCACAAGACCAUUGAGGAGAAUGCCCUCUCUGAGGCCCAGCUGACAGUUGCCAACCUCACUCUCCACGACACUCUCACCCCGGGCCCUGUCCUCCGCAUCACCUACUAUGGGGAUGAGGAUGAUUUCCUCCUUACUCAGUCGAUCCAGUCGGCCGCAUUUGUCCCCGAUGCCGACAUUGAUGACAAUGAGCUUCAAGUCGACAUGACCUCGGAGCUCGGCCACGAGGAUAAGAAGGAGGAUGAUACCAUCGUCUCCGACCAGGAUGUUGAACACAACGAGGACAUGUCCAUGAUUCAACUUCCCAACAUGCAUGACUGUCGUCUCAGCGCAGGACUCGGUCACUACACCUCUGAGAGCAUUGGGAACAUUGAGAGCCACUCGGACAUCUCCAGUGAUGUCGACGUCCCAGAAUCUGCCAACAUUGACGAGCUUGAGCAAUUUGACGAGCCCACACAAAACAAUGAUGAGCAGCAGCUGGAUGAGCAGAGCACCCAUGGUCUUUCUACUCCCAUCGACAAACUUCCAGCUUCCGAUGACAUGGAAGUUGAAGGACCCAGCUUUUCCAACCAGCCCACCUCCGAUAUCAACUUCGACGACCAUGAAGAUGGACCAGCUGCCGUCCGCGAGCACGACCGCGAAAACCUCUGCUCCGCUGAAAAGAUGUUUGACAAUCCUCUUCCUCGUCCCCGCUUCACCACAAAAUAUGCGAGCAUCGACGACGACACCAGCCUGGAGUCUCCUGGCGACAAGUUCCGCCUCAAGCUUCAUACCAUAUUUGAGGAAACCGAAGAAGAACGGGAGAUGGUUCGUGAGAUCUUAAAGGCCCGCGGCCCAGCUCCGACCUACGCCCCUAUCCUCGAAAUGGCCCGGCUUCCCAGCCUCUCCGAUGAUGAAUACGAGGAGCCCUCGCUGAAGUCGCUCGACAUCAGCAUUGAGUCGUCCAACUUUGACACCCAUCCCUCGCUCAUGAAGGCCCCGGAAGUCAACCCCAAGCCGGCACCCAAAUCCGAGUUCCAGGUCUCACCUUCGCCAGAGCCCAAGAGAAACUCCUUUUCCUUCCCCCGUCCGGCCAAGACCACCACCGCAUUGACGACUAGUUGCGAUGUUAUUCCCAACUAUACUUCCGCACUUCCCACGCCACCCACUACUCCCAAUCCGAUUGUCGUCGAAAGCUCUGACGACACCUCUUGCAAGCAUGCCACAGCUUCGACCACAGCCUCUGCUGACAACGAGGAUGCCAAUCUUGCCGGCACUUCCUUCCAGAACAACUCCUUGAGCUCCGACUCCGAAUCGGACGAGCUUGACUACUUUCUCCGGCAGGCAGGCUUGGACGUGACUACCUCGCCCGCCGACAAUUCCUCCAACGGCAACGGUACCAAUCCAGCCGAUCCUAUCACAGCCAGCACAUCCACCGGCAUCGUCCCUGAAUCGAUUCCUACCAUCAACAUGACGCUCGCAGACCUCGACGCUGCUGAUGAGUAUGGCCGCAAUUAUGACCGUCUGUGUGGCUACAGCCUCCCACGGUGCACCUGGGCCUUGCUCGACAAGCCUGCUGCCUUUGGAAAAUGCAGCGGUCCGCUUCUGAUGCUCACAACCCCCGAGGGAGACAUCAAGUACCCGGAAGACAUGAAGUGCUAUGAUGGCGCCUUUAACUGGGCCGACGACAGCGACGAGGAGGAGGAGGAGGGCGACUCGGACGCCUACUAUGCUUCCGCGUCUCCUGCUGCUACAAAGUCGACUUGA
Molecule: messenger RNA, 2145 nt
Organism: Sporothrix brasiliensis 5110
Lineage: Eukaryota; Fungi; Ascomycota; Sordariomycetes; Ophiostomatales; Ophiostomataceae
Exons: 6
Coding region: 1-2145 (714 amino acids)
Source: RefSeq, a predicted model, not a curated record